UUUCGUCACGCUCCCGCCACAGAUUCCUCCCUCCUCUCUCCUCACUCCUUCCUCCUCCCUCCUAACGCUACCUUCCACAUCUCCCUCCCCCCUCCUCUCUCUCUCUUUGCAUCGCGACUCCUCUCCACUCGCCAAGUGGCUCGUGAGACUGGAGGCAGCCUCGGUGCGUGGAGAGAGAGAGAGAGAGAGAGAGAGAGAGCGAGAGAGAGAGAGAGAGAGAGAGAGAGAGCAGGAGGAGGUGAAGAUGGAGGAGAGCUUUGACGACCCGUCCUGUCUCUCUCCUCAGGCGCCCGGCUGCGUGUCGCCGGCCAGGAGGCAGAUCAGAGAGGUGAAGGAGACCAAGACCACGAUCAACGGUGUGACCUUCCCUCUGCCCGGAGAAGGACCGGAGCAGCAGCUGCUGAAGCCCAAAGAAUGGAGCUACUGCGACUACUUCUGGACCGAUAAGAAGGACCCCCAGGGCACCCCCUCGGUGGCGGGCUUCGAGGUUCUCCUUCAGAAGCAGCUGAAGGGCAAACAGAUGCAGAAAGAGAUGUCUGAGUUCAUCCACGAGAGGAUAAAGAUUGAAGAGGAAUACGCCAAGAACCUGUCCAAGCUGUCUCUGAGCCCGCUGGCGGCGCAGGAGGAAGGGACUCUGGGAGACGCCUGGACGCAGCUGAAGAAGAGUCUCCACGACGAGGCCGAGGUCCACCUCAAGUUCGCCAACAAGCUUCACACCGAGGUGGAGAAACCUUUGCUGACGUUCAGGUGCGACAACUUCAAGAAGGACCUGAAGAAGUACGACCAUCACAUCGCCGACCUCAGGAAGCAGCUGGCGAGCCGCUACGCCAGUGUGGAGAAGUCCCGUAAAGCCCUGGCGGACCGGCAGAAGGACCUGGAGGUGAAGACCCAGCAGUUGGAGGUCAAACUCAGCAACAAGACGGAGGAGGACAUCAAGAAGGCCCGACGGAAAUCCACACAAGCAGGAGACGACCUGAUGCGCUGCGUGGACCUGUACAACCAGACGCAGUGCAAGUGGUUUGAGGAGAUGGUGACCACCAGCAUGGAGCUGGAGAGACUGGAGGUGGAGCGGGUCGAGUGGAUCCAGCAGCAUCUACGUCAGUACACGACCCUGAGGCACGAAACGGACAUGUUCAACCAGAGCAUGGUGGAGCCGGUGGACCAGCUGCUGCAGAACGUGGACCCGGCUAAGGACCGUGAGCUCUGGGUCAGGGAGAACAACACCGGCGACGUGCGGCCCGUGGACAUGGACAUAUAGCAGCUGACCUGGGAC
Messenger RNA from Pseudoliparis swirei, 1273 nucleotides. RefSeq names its product growth arrest-specific 7a (gene gas7a). Gene Ontology annotation, cellular component: plasma membrane; cytoplasm; actin filament. The transcript has 10 exons. Lineage: Eukaryota; Metazoa; Chordata; Actinopteri; Perciformes; Liparidae. The record is from RefSeq and is a predicted model, not a curated record. Gene Ontology annotation, molecular function: actin filament binding. The coding region runs from base 245 to 1258 and encodes 337 amino acids. Gene Ontology annotation, biological process: actin filament polymerization; neuron projection morphogenesis.